Molecule: messenger RNA, 806 nt
Organism: Limulus polyphemus (Atlantic horseshoe crab)
Lineage: Eukaryota; Metazoa; Arthropoda; Merostomata; Xiphosura; Limulidae
Product: zinc finger BED domain-containing protein 5-like
Exons: 2
Coding region: 42-683 (213 amino acids)
Source: RefSeq, a predicted model, not a curated record
UACCUCUGUCUGACAACACAAUAGGCAGGCGGAUUACAGACAUGUCACUUGAUAUCGAAAAAAGUGUUAUGUUAAAAUUGAAAGCUGUCGAAUUUUUUGCUAUUCAAGUGGAUGAAAGCACUGAUUCAAGUGGAAAAUCACAGCUACUUGCUUUUAUUCGGUUUAUUGAAAAUGAUGCCAUAGUCGAAGAAUUUUUAUGUUGCAGGGAAUUGCCAGAAACAACAAAAGGACAAGAUAUAUAUGAUGCACUUACCUCAUACUUGAAUCGCUGGGACAUGACAUGGGAAAAGUGUGUUGGAAUAUGCACAGAUGGCUUUCCCUCAAUGACUGCAAGUGUAAAAGGUUUUGUUACACUGGUAAAGCGAUCUCAGCCAAAUAUUUCAACAACUCACUGCUUUCUUCAUUGUGAAGACCUUGUUGCCAAAGCCAUUGGCCCAGAGCUAAAAGAUGUACUUGACAUGGUGGUCAACAUAGUCAAUUACUUAAAAUCAAGGCCAGUGAAAUGUCGGCAGUUCACCAAACUUUGUGAAAGCAUGGAUGCUGAACAUGUCACUCUUCUACUUCAUACUGAAGUCCGAUGGCUCUCUCGAGGACGAGUGUUGUCUCGGUUUUAUGAACUUUCCAGUUCUGCUCAGAAAUCAUCAAGCACAAAUAUCACAUUAAUUUGUAUACUUUUUACAUAAACAAUAAAUUUUGAAAAUAUUGCGGCUUUUUUGUAAAUAAAUGCAUGUAAAUUCUUUGUAAACCUUGUAAUUUAUUUAUUAAAACUUUCCUUAUAUACAUAGGGAUCCGCAAGAAAAUCUGAG